AUGCCAGACCCCCGUCCUCUGCUGACAUCACAUCCUAUCCCGGAGCAAGAGACAAGACGAAACGUACAAAGUCCGUCGGACCUUCCCCGGGCCGGUCGCCCUCCUCUCCAGCUGUCCAGAGCGGAGUCGGACCAGGACACGCCCCCUCGCCCCUCUCCCGCAGCGCUGGGCUUGCAGUCAGGGAGACCUGCCCAGCUGCGUGACCCUGUGCCCGAGGCUCAGUGUCCCCUUCUGCCGGCCUCCCGGGAUGGGCCCCCUGCUCCGGGAAGAAGGCUCAGAAGCGCAGCUCCACGCGGGGGAGCGCGUGCCACCCGGCCCCGCCCCCAACACGCUUCCUCCGGCCUGGCCCCGCCCACUGCGCGCCCCAGAGGGGCGGAGUGGGAGAGCGAGAGGGGCGCGCGUCCGCGUCGCCCGCACCCAGUGCGCGCCUGUUGUUCCCCGAGCUCCCGCCCGCCCCCGAAUCGAAGCCUCUCCUCUCAUUGGCCGUCAGGGCGGCCGCCCCGUCUGGCUUGGCCAAUGGAAAUGCUCGAAGCCUGUGAGUGGCUGGAGAGGGCGGGGCGAAAACACGUGCUACGUUGCCUUCCCCAUCCCGCUUAUUGA
Molecule: messenger RNA, 600 nt
Organism: Vombatus ursinus (common wombat)
Lineage: Eukaryota; Metazoa; Chordata; Mammalia; Diprotodontia; Vombatidae
Product: basic proline-rich protein-like
Exons: 2
Coding region: 1-600 (199 amino acids)
Source: RefSeq, a predicted model, not a curated record